Molecule: messenger RNA, 1554 nt
Organism: Oncorhynchus gorbuscha (pink salmon)
Lineage: Eukaryota; Metazoa; Chordata; Actinopteri; Salmoniformes; Salmonidae
Exons: 2
Coding region: 1-1554 (517 amino acids)
Source: RefSeq, a predicted model, not a curated record
AUGUCAGACACUGACCAUACAGCACAAAUAUACUGUAGACUAGGUUUUACCAGGUUAACCAGGGACAUGAGGUAUAGAUAUAGACACGCUGGUGGGUUAACCAGGGACAUGAGGUAUAGAUAUAGACACACUGGUGGGUUAACCAGGUUAACCAGGGACAUGAGGUAUAGAUAUAGACACGCAGGUGGGUUAACUAGGGACAUGAGGUAUAGAUAUAGACACACUGGUGGGUUAACCAGGUUAACCAGGGACAUGAGGUAUAGAUAUAGACACGCAGGUGGGUUAACUAGGGACAUGAGGUAUAGAUAUAGACACACUGGUGGGUUAACCAGGUUAACCAGGGACAUGAGGUAUAGAUAUAGACACGCAGGUGGGUUAACUAGGGACAUGAGGUAUAGAUAUAGACACACUGGUGGGUUAACCAGGUUAACCAGGGACAUGAGGUAUAGAUAUAGACACGCAGGUGGGUUAACUAGGGACAUGAGGUAUAGAUAUAGACACACUGGUGGGUUAACCAGGUUAACCAGGGACAUGAGGUAUAGAUAUAGACACGCAGGUGGGUUAACUAGGGACAUGAGGUAUAGAUAUAGACACACUGGUGGGUUAACCAGGUUAACCAGGGACAUGAGGUAUAGAUAUAGACACGCAGGUGGGUUAACUAGGGACAUGAGGUAUAGAUAUAGACACACUGGUGGGUUAACCAGGUUAACCAGGGACAUGAGGUAUAGAUAUAGACACGCAGGUGGGUUAACUAGGGACAUGAGGUAUAGAUAUAGACACACUGGUGGGUUAACCAGGUUAACCAGGGACAUGAGGUAUAGAUAUAGACACGCAGGUGGGUUAACUAGGGACAUGAGGUAUAGAUAUAGACACACUGGUGGGUUAACCAGGUUAACCAGGGACAUGAGGUAUAGAUAUAGACACACUGGUGGGUUAACCAGGUUAACUAGGGACAUGAGGUAUAGAUAUAGACACACUGGUGGGUUAACCAGGUUAACCAGGGACAUGAGUUAUAGAUAUAGACAUGCUGGUGGGUUAACCAGGGACAUGAGUUAUAGAUAUAGACCAGCUGGUGGGUUAACCAGGUUAACCAGGGACAUGAGGUAUAGAUAUAGACAUGCUGGUGGGUUAACCAGGUUAACCAGGGACAUGAGGUAUAGAUAUAGACAACCUGGUGGGUUAACCAGGGACAUGAGGUAUAGAUAUAGACACACUGGUGGGUUAACUAGGGACAUGAGUUAUAGAUAUAGACACACUGGUGGGUUAACCAGGGACAUGAGUUAUAGAUAUAGAUACACUGGUGGGUUAACUAGGGACAUGAGUUAUAGAUAUAGACAACCUGGUGGGUUAACUAGGGACAUGAGGUAUAGAUAUAGACACACUGGUGGGUUAACCAGGUUAACUAGGGACAUGAGGUAUAGAUAUAGACACACUGGUGGGUUAACCAGGUUAACUAGGGACAUGAGUUAUAGAUAUAGACACACUGGUGGGUUAACCAGGGACAUGAGUUAUAAAUAUAGUCACGCUGGUAGGUUAACCAGGGACAUGAGUUAA